AUGGCUGGCAAAGCACAAAUUUCUACUGGUAACCCUGGUGGCAUAUGGAGACAAAGGAAGUAUCCCCCGACGGUGAAUCGAGCUUGCCAAAGAUGCAGCAGGAAGAAAAUCAAAUGUGAUAUGGGACGUCCAUAUUGCGGCCUUUGCAAGAAGGUGGGAGCCUCGUGCACUUUCCCAGUCAGACAGAAAGCAUGUCGUGGUAGCACCACCUCUCCAAAGAAUCCAAAGCGCAACAAUACUGCGUCACAUAUCAACGACACCGUCGACGGGAAUGGUUCGCUACAUCAUCAAGGUGGUGGAGAUGGAUUUGAUCGCCUCACAACCUCCUUUUUCCGAGUGGUAGACUCGAACACCUUGUUACAAGGAUCACAAGAAUCCUUCACGAGUGAGCACCAAACGGAAGAAUCAGCAAAAGUCUCUACGCACUCCUCUAGCGGCCAGCGCGACUCCAGAAUCGAACUUCCAGAAACCGUAUCUCUGCCAAGUAUAAGGAGUGAGAGCCCCCCAAGCGUGCGGAAUAUCAGCCUUGAUGUACAACCGCCCUCGUCAGAGUUUGGAUCAAGCAUUGGUCACGGAAGUGCCCAAGCAAACGAACCUAACGGUUGGGAUAUACCCGAUGAAGCGGCAGUCGAAAUUAUCAAUCAAUAUUUCGCCAAUAUUCAACCUUGGCUUAGCAUCCUACAUCGUCCAAUCUUCCAUGAGGAGUACAUGGUCACUGCAGGCCCUGAAAUAAAACAUCUCCGGCCAGCUGCAGAACUCGGACAAGCGGCAGUCUUCAUGAUCAAUGGCAUUUUCUCGCUGGCAGCAAGGUUCUCGACACAUCCCUAUUUUGAAACGACUCCGGUGCAAGAACGCGGGCGAAAGUUUGCCAGGAGUGCGACUUUAAUCAAGGAUACCAUGAUCAAUACUAUCGAGGAACCGACAUUGGAAUUCACCAAAGGCUGUGUUUUGCUGGCAUACCAUUACAUAACAGCUGGCGAACUUGCACAAGGUUCUAUGCUCACGAGCAUAUGUGUUCACUAUGCGUACGAUCUAGGGUUGGACAUGGUUGACGUGAGGUGUAUCGGUGAUGAUGGAAGCGGUGAAGACAACCUACAAGACGUGGAUGCGUGGGUACACAUGGAAGACCUUCGCAGAUUGUGGUGGGCCAUCUGGGAACUCGAUGCCUUCGUCGCAACCAUCUCCAGUCAAACGUUUCGGAUCAACAAGUCCAGUGAGAUUAAAGUCUUCCUGCCAGUCUCCCAAGACCAUUGGUAUUCUCGACAGCCAAUUCUGUCAUCCGUCUUGGACCAUUGUCCUGCUACGGCAUGGAAAAGCUUGGAAGGAUGUCCUAAUCAAAGCCCCCAUGCCUGGUGUCUGGUCGCAAAACAAGUUAAAUCUUUGCUUGCCAUCGCUGCCGGUCGCCGGCACACGAAAGUCUCUCCAACAGAUAUCCACGAAUUUGAAACCUCAGUAUGUUGCCUCAAAUUGGCCUUGCCUGUCCAAUUUAACAUUCAAUCUCUGUAUCUGGACCGCGAUAACUUUGUGGACGGACUCUGGAUUAUUGAUAUACACCUGAUGAUAUUAGCUAGCGAAACUUUCCUCGCAAGACUUCAUUCCUCGAGUCCCAACCUCAGCGAGGGCUAUGACCUAUACCAAUCGUCUGCUUCUAGAGAGCACCGAUUGAGAUCAUACCUGAUCCACAUUGCUCAAGUCUGGCCCUCGGAGUAUAUUCCUCUCACCAAUCCGAUCAUGUCAUGUGCCUUGGUGAUUCCUGCGACGCUAAGCUCUCAACAACCUGAGAUGGCCCCAACUUGUCUCGAGGUAACGACCUUGGUUUUGAGCCACAUGGCAAGAUACUGGGCUCUAGGUCACGUUGUUAUUCGACUGCUUUCAGCCAUUCAAGAAGGCUUAAAUCUUCAGUCACAGAGCCUGCAAUCGAAAGAAUCUGAGAUGGCCAAACGAUUCUCUACACUGUUACCGGUCUCGCCGUCUUCGACCUUGCAUGAUUGUUCCAUCAGAACACAGUCCAGCCCUUCAACUCAGCACGUAGGCGAGGGCGCCACGCAAGGAGAAGGACCACCUACGCUGCCAAUCCUGGGGAAUCUCCAUCAGAUUCCAUUCAAGGGCGCGCACUUCAAAUUUGUCGAAUGGGCAAAGCAGUACGGAGGAAUCUUUUCUCUGAAGCUAGGCCCUGGCACAGCGAUAGUCAUCACCGACCGUCGCCUGGUACGCGAACUUUUGGACAAGCAAAGCGCAAUCUCAAGCUAUCGACCGCCGUCAUACGUGGGCAAUCUGAUCACGGGGGGAGACCAUGUGCUCAUCAUGGAUGCGAGUCCGAAGUGGAGGACGAUGCGGAAACAGAUCGUCCAGGAAUUCACUGAGACCAUGUGUGAAAAGAAACAUAUCGACGUGGUGAAUGCGGAGGCCGUUCAGAUGCUGCGGGAUACUGUCAUUGAUCCCGAGGGCUUGAUGAAACAUCCAAAGCGGUUCGCCAACAGCAUCAUCAUGAGUCUGGUUUUCGGGGUUCGUACACCGGACAUCUCGACACCGCACAUGCACCGAAUGUUCGAGCUCAUGGAGCAUUGGUCACUCGUCAUGGAGUUAGGCAGUACCCCUCCGGUCGACUUCUACCCGUUUCUUAAAUGGAUCCCAGAACGGUUCCUGGGAAACUGGUUGUCUCGAGCAAAUCAGGUCAAACAAGAAAUGCACUCUCUGUACGAAGACCUUGUCGAGGAUGUGAUCAAACGAAGACACUCCCUCGGUCCACGAGACUCCAUGUUGGACCGAGUUCUAGACCAACAAGACGCUGGGAAGCUGGAGCUGACCAAGCAUCAGCUUUAUUUCCUCGGGGGCAUCGUCAUCGAAGGUGGUUCAGAUACCACGGCGUCGGGACUCCUGGCGUUCCUCAAAGCUAUGGUAUGCUUUCCGGAGUUCCAGAAGAAAGCACAGGCCGAGAUCGAUAGGGUUGUCGGGGAGGACCGCACUCCACAAUGGUCGGACUUUGAGAAGCUGCCUUAUGUAAAUCAGAUCGUGAAGGAGUCUAUGAGGUGGCGGCCACUGGCUGGGCUGGGGGUUCCUCAUGCUCUUUCUGCGGGCGAGUCCACCUUACAUUAUGUACAAUUUCUCUGA
This is a messenger RNA of Fonsecaea monophora, 3111 nucleotides long. RefSeq lists its product as hypothetical. Gene Ontology annotation, biological process: regulation of DNA-templated transcription; DNA-templated transcription. Bases 1 to 3111 code for a protein of 1036 amino acids. Lineage: Eukaryota; Fungi; Ascomycota; Eurotiomycetes; Chaetothyriales; Herpotrichiellaceae. The record is from RefSeq and is a predicted model, not a curated record. Gene Ontology annotation, molecular function: monooxygenase activity; DNA binding; iron ion binding. The transcript has 9 exons.